Molecule: messenger RNA, 1808 nt
Organism: Caenorhabditis auriculariae
Lineage: Eukaryota; Metazoa; Nematoda; Chromadorea; Rhabditida; Rhabditidae
Source: the annotation of a GenBank genome assembly
AUGUACUCAGUUAUUGCUCUUACGGUGAGUUUCUAUUUUUUUUUUGGAAUUCAUGAACGAAAAAAUUUUUCAGUUGGUUGCCUUGGCUUCUGCCAGCCCCGCCAUGACUUCAUACCAGUACCAGCCCAGUAAGUCUUAUCGAGAGUUUUCAUAGUGACUGCAAAUCUUCAAACCACAUCUGAUAAUUUUCCAUCGAUUUUUUUAGGAUGGCGAGUAGCAUAGGGUCUUUUAAAGAAGAAAACUUUAACACAAAAAUCUAAAAAAGUCGGAAUGGCUCAGCUCGGAAGCUUCAAGUAUCUUUUACAGCUCUCGAUAAACUUAAUAAAAGCCUUCAUAUAAAAUCCAAAAGGGGGCGGGAUGUUUCACUUUGCGGUUGAGAUUUAUCCAAAACUGGCCUUAAAAGUCAUUGAAAUCAUAUCCAGUAUUCCUUAAUAAUCCAAAAAAACAAAGUGAACUAUCCUCCAAAAUGUAACAACUUCCGUUUCGAAACGAUUUCUGACAAUUUUCAGGCUCGAAAUUCUGCUCGAGCUCCAACGAUUGCUCCUACGGACAGAUGUGCUCCAACAGCCAAUGUGUGAGCGGAUCAAACAAUUACGGCGCCCAGUACGACUACAGCAACAACUACGGAGCCUCCUGCACAUCUUACCUCAACUGCAUCUCCGGCCAGACGUGCUCCAAUGGACGCUGCAUGUCCAACAGCAACGGCAUGGUCGGAGGCUACCAGUAUAAUCCUUCUGGUUUGGAAAAACAAUAUUUUCUUUCAAAGAAAGGAUUUCAGGAUCUUACCAGACCCAAGGAAUGUACGGAAACACCUACAAUCCUAAUGGAUACGGCUCCGGCUCCGGCUCCAAUGGAUACAACAACAACAUGAUGUACUCUCAAGGAAGUGGGAUUUUUGUAUCCUUGAAUUUGAAUAAUAUCAGGUGACAAAAUUUUGGUCGCACUCAGAAUGGCUUGAAAAGUUUUUUUGGUUUUUGCUGUUUUUUGAACCUUUGACACGUUUCACGAUGAGGCGCGCUUCUGAAAAUAUAGUGGUUUUUUUCCGACAAUGAACAAAAUUCAAACAAAAAUCCUAUUUUAGUUUAAGAAAUGAAGUCAACUCAAUAAAAGUCAUCAGAAGCGAGCAAUCCUAAAGAAAUGCUUCAAUAUUCAUGACGCACCCUCAGAAUCUAAAUUUCAAGCUCAAAAUGUUUUGUUGUAUGAAAACUAUGUUUCUCAAUCGAUAUCAGAUAAUAUUAAAAAUGGAAAUUUUAGGCUACUGCACUAACAAUUAUUCGUGUUCCAAUGGACAGACCUGUGUUAACAACUACUGCCAAUCUUGUGAGUUUUUUUUUGGUUUGGAAACUCGAAAAUGAACUUUUCCAGAAAUUUAUGUAUAAACCUAAGAAAAUCGAUCAUUUCCAGCUUACGGAUCAGGAUCUGGAUACAACAGCCAGAACUAUGGAACUUAUGGAAACGGCAUGAGCACUGGACGCAAACGUCGAUCUGGUGAGCGAUCUCAUUUUAAAAGCGAAAAAUGAUAGAAAAUUUGUUUGUUUUCUCAAAAGCUUAGGUUGGUUACACCCUUUUUCUGCAAAUAGAUUGGUUUCUUAAGUUGUUUGCAUGUCGCACUUGAAGUUCUGAGAUUUGGAGACUUUUUGUUUUUUGAAGUUUUUUUCCGAACUUCUAAAGCGUGUAGGUAUAGCCUAGAGUAUAGUCAUGUCUAGAAAGAGGAUGAAAAUCUACUUUUAGCUAUUGCAACUGCAAAAACUUUAAUUUUUCCACAAAUUACUGGAGAAUCGAACUAUUUUAUUUCUUUUUCAGUCUAA